Molecule: messenger RNA, 767 nt
Organism: Plectropomus leopardus (leopard coralgrouper)
Lineage: Eukaryota; Metazoa; Chordata; Actinopteri; Perciformes; Serranidae
Product: interferon alpha-inducible protein 27-like protein 2A
Biological process (GO): release of cytochrome c from mitochondria; intrinsic apoptotic signaling pathway
Cellular component (GO): mitochondrial membrane
Source: RefSeq, a predicted model, not a curated record
GAGUUUUAAGUCUUUUAUGGUUUACUGUAAAUGAAAGGAUUUAUUUGUUCUAAACUGGUUUAGCAGCUUAGUGUUCUUGUCUUAGUGACAAAUAGUGACAACAUACCACCUCAGGUAUUUGGAUGGAAGAAACGAACUCACAGACGCCCUCUUUGGUUCAUGACUCAGCAGUUUCAUUUCUGAAGAAAUUGCGCUCAUACAGUAGAUAAUUCUCAACCCUGUUCAAGACUUAUCAGUAGCCUGCACUCUACAGCACGAGAUGGGGCUUUUAACAUUUGUGGCUUUAGGAGGAGGAGCAGUUGUUGGUGUGGUCGGGGCUCCUGUUGUUCUGGGAGCCAUAGGUUUCACCUCAGCUGGAAUAGCAGCAGGCUCUUAUGCUGCCAGCAUGAUGUCGGCGGCUGCUGUGGCAAAUGGAGGAGGAGUGGCAGCAGGAAGUCUGGUGGCUGUUUUGCAGGCAGCAGGCGCUGCUGGUCUGUCAACUGCUGCCAACUUGGUUGUGGCCUCCGCUGGAGCAGGUGUUGGAGGGACAGCAUUGGGCCUGGCUGCGCUCAUCUGAAACUCAUGAAGGAACAUGAUACAUUCUCUAUGAUUUUACAUUUACCCAAACAAGGAAAAAUUGAAGAUUAAAUCAGUUAGGUUAUUUCAGAAUGUUUUGUGCAAUAAGUGGUAACUAAUGAUGUAAGGUAAUAAGGUAAUAAUAUUGUAGUUUUUAGAGUAUCUGUAAUUUACUUUUUUUUAAAAAAAUAUUUUGGUCAACUUUUACUUUC